AUGGCCACCAUCGCACCUCCACCGUACAGCCCUGCCGCUGCCGCGCCCGCCUACACGCCUGCGGCGCGUCCCGAAGAACGUGUCAUCUGUGCUCGGCUUCGAGCAACCAAUCGUCUACCUACAGGUCACUUUGUUCGCCAGUAUGGCUCCUUGUCGAUUGUCGUGUACGACCAGGAAGAGGGCGUCAGUACGCCCACGUUCGGGCGGCGCGCGGUCAUCCGCGGAUAUAUCAGCCUUUCUUCUAGUCUUCGGUGCAAGGUGGAAGAGGUAGUCCUCAAAGUCGAGGGCCGGCUUGAGCUCGCAUAUGCGGGUGGGGGCUCCUCGUUCGUCCGCACACUCGACGAUAGCUACACUAUCUGGAGCAGCACCUGUGGCUGCGUUUGCCCCGGCGAGCUUCCAUUCACCUCGCCUCUACCCAGCAACUACGUCUCCGCCGACGGACGUACGCACACGCUCCCACCCUCCUUCCGGUCCAUCCACCACGGCGUACCCGCCCUCUUCGUGCGCAGCUACUACCGCGUUCGCGUGUACGUGUACAAGAAGCGCCAUGGUCCGUUUGGCCUGAUUGCGGGAACAGAAAGGUUGAUGAUGCCCUUCGAAUAUUGCCCGCGCACGCGACCUUCGGCGCCGUUCUUCCCUCUCGAAUGCUUCUUUUCGACCAUCAAGCACCUACCGGAGGAGUGGACGCAGAUAGCCAUGCAGGUCAACCCGAUGGAUAGCUCGGGCCUUUCGGCUCUGCAGUGCUAUCUCUUCGUCCCAGCCGUCAGGGUAUUCGGGAUCUGCGACAAGAUUCCCGUACAUCUACUAUUAGCAGGAUCCGUGGAAUCCUUGCGGGCGUUCGUACCGUCGGCCGAUGACUCGACCACUACCCCGCCGCCGAAGGGCAAGGGCGCGUGCCAAUGCACUGCCGAUACAAUUCGCCUAUCGCUCAUACGCGAGGUCAUGAUGGAAGUUCGUGGCAAUCGUCUCACGCGCUCAGAGCCCAUCGGCGAUGGACAUCUGUGGCCCGUGCCACCUUCCGCUCGAUCAUGCGAGUGCAGCACUCGCGCCGGUGACGCCGAGUGGGAGGGCGAGUUGUCCUGCCGCAAGGAAGUCACGGUCGGGAGCUUCGCUGUUGGCGGUCUUUGGGUACAGGAUUACAUACACCUGGAGCUUCAACCUCUGCGUCCUGGGAUGAUGAGACCCUCUCGACAUCGGGUACCUAUCAAGCUCACGACCGACCCGUUCGCUGAACCGGAAGACCCUGUCACGGAUGGCGUCCUCUCCAGCCCCUCGGGCUAA
Molecule: messenger RNA, 1281 nt
Organism: Schizophyllum commune H4-8
Lineage: Eukaryota; Fungi; Basidiomycota; Agaricomycetes; Agaricales; Schizophyllaceae
Exons: 5
Coding region: 1-1281 (426 amino acids)
Source: RefSeq, a predicted model, not a curated record